AUGGCUCACCACGAUGAUGUUGAUGUGAAGACAGAAUCGGUGGCAGACGCGGUAACAGACAUGAAGCUGGAGCGAGAGGACUCGGAAGAGGGUGUGUCCCUCAACGGCAAGGCCUCUAGCAACGGGGAGGCCAACGGCACUCCCGCCACACCUGCCAAGUCAGCAGCUUCGUCUCCUCCAGAUAGGCCGUCUUCUGCCCUGAAAGAUGAGGAAUCCGAAGAAAAGGUUGGAGGGGAUAUCACCGUCAAGCAAGAACCAGGCCAACCUCCCAAGCUGGCUCGUUCUGCUACCAAGAAAGUUGUCCCCAGGAAACCUCAGAUGUUCGACCAUCUCCCUGACAGCACUGCAGAGGCUACUGCUCUUUUCCAGGUGAUAGAUGCAUGCACAUAUUCGAAUAAGAAUAUGGGCUACACGGACCAUGCUAUGGAAUGUGACUGUGCUGAAGAGUGGAAUCCCAAGACAGGAAUAAACGAGGCCUGUGGGGAAGAUUCAGACUGCAUAAACAGAGCUACAAAGAUGGAAUGUGUUGAUAAUUGCGGCUGUGGUGACAACUGCCAGAAUCAACGCUUUCAAAAACGACAGUAUGCCGAUGUGACAGUUAUUAAAACAGAGAAAAAGGGAUUUGGUCUACGAGCAAACACCGAUCUGCGACCCAACGACUUUAUCUACGAAUAUAUUGGCGAAGUCAUCAAUGAACCGCAGUUUCGGAAACGUAUGAUGCAGUAUGACGAUGAGGGUAUCAAACAUUUCUAUUUCAUGUCCCUCAACAAGGGCGAAUUCGUCGAUGCAACAAGGAAAGGAAACCUAGGCCGCUUCUGCAAUCAUUCCUGCAAUCCAAACUGCUACAUCGACAAAUGGGUCGUUGGAGAAAAGCUUCGCAUGGGCAUAUUUGCUGAGAAACACAUCAAAGCCGGCGAAGAAUUAGUCUUCAACUACAACGUUGACCGCUAUGGUGCUGAUCCACAGCCAUGCUAUUGUGGCGAAGCUAACUGCCUUGGCUAUAUUGGUGGGAAGACACAGACAGAACGAGCAACGAAGCUAUCGAAUGCCACCAUUGAGGCAUUGGGAAUUGAUGAUCUGGAUAGCUGGGAUACCGCUCUUCCAAAACGGCCCAAAAAGAAGAAGACCGCUGAAGACGACGAAGAAUAUGUCGACCGAUUCCAACCCAAGUCGCUGGAUGAAGAGGGUGUCACGAAGGUUAUGGCAACUCUCAUGCAAUGCAAAGAGAAAUGGAUUGCUGUAAAGCUCUUGGGCCGUAUGCAGCGCUGUGACGAUGAACGGGUCAUCAACAGAAUUGUGAGGAUGCAUGGUUACCAGAUUCUCAAUUCCCAGCUUAGUGCUUGGAAAGAAGACUUCAACGUCGUGCUGCAAAUUCUCCAAAUCUUGGAUAAAUUCCCACGGCUUACACGAAAUAAGAUCAUUGACUCCAAAAUUGAGACCACUGUUAAGCCAUUGACCGAGUGUGGUGAAGAGCGCGUUGAAAAGCAAGCUGCUUCGCUACUCGAGACUUGGUCGGCGCUGGAAGUUGGUUACCGAAUUCCUAGAAUGAAGAGAGACCCUGCACUUACAGCCAAUAUACCUUCCGCAAAACAAUUCGAGCGUCGAGAAGUAAUGCGUGAGCGUGAAGAUCGCCCUCGAAAAUCAGCGUCUGAGUCUCGGGAUAAAUCUCCAAAAUCACCUUCGGUUGAUCCUACCAGAGUCGCCCCUCGAGGCCCCGCAGCACAUGGUAGGGGUGGAAAGAGCCACAGGAAUUCAUACCACCAAGGCCCACGACCGUUCCGUCGACCGUUUAACCCGCUCCCUUCAGGAUGGUUCGCUGCAGAAGCUAAUGGGAAAACAUACUACUACUCUGCUCGGGGAGAUACUACUUGGGUGAGACCAACAGCACCUGCGCCACAACCACCACCCCCGCCGAAGCCCGAGUCAAAGGAUAAGACAUUGCAAGACAUUAUCGAUGGGAUAAUGAAUUCAAAAGAGGAUACCCCGAAAUCUAAGGAUAAAGAAGUAUCCGCUACUCCAGCAACUCCCGCUGAUGUUCCUCAAAAGAAGGAACAUAAACCAAAAUGGAAAUCAUUAAGUGAAGAGAAGCAGAAGAAGAUCUAUGAAAACACACUCUUUCCUCAUGUCAAGUACGUUGUGGAUAAAUUUAAAAAUAAGCUUCCCAAGGAUGACCUGAAGCGCUAUGCAAAGGAGGUUGCCAAAAAGCUUGUGAACUCUGAUUUCAAAAAUAACCGUGUGACUGAUCCUACUAAAGUCAGUGAGAAGCAAAUAAAGCAAGUGAAGAAGUUCUGCAAAGAAUACUUCGAGAAGGCGGUUGUGAAGCACCAAGCCUACGAGAAGAAGAAAGCAGAACACAAAAGAAAACACAGCAAGCCGUCGGGCAGCAUUUCUAAUUCUAAGGAGCCGGCCAUCCCACCUCCUACUGACAAAGCUGAUGAGAGUGAUGCUGCUGAUGAUGAUGUCAACUUGUCGGACAAUGAUGAGCCUAUCCAAGAUGAUGUCCAAUGUUCGUCACCUAGGGAAGAUGAAUCAAUGACACCAGGGGGGAGCCUAAAGAGAAAACGUGACAUUGAUGAGACAGUUGAAGAAGAGGAUAACGACACCAAACACGAUGGUUCCUCGUUAUCGAAACGGCAGCGUUCCGAAUCCCCACCUGUUCCACCACCUCCUCCACCCCCGAUGAGUCCUGAUAACUCAAUGGAAGUAGAUGACAUAGACGGGGGUUUCAAGAGAAAGAUGGACGAAGAAUUUGAACUUGAGGAUGAAAAUACCCCUUGCUCAAGGUCACCGGGAAAGUACAAUUCCCAUGGAUCAUCGCCCCCACCUUUUCCUCCCCCUCCUCCAUUGCCAGCCGAUAUGCCUGAUCGGAGCAUCGAUCCAUACAGAAAUGAGCAAAGCAACAUGGAUGACGAAACCCCCUGA
Trichophyton benhamiae CBS 112371 is the source of this 2922-nucleotide messenger RNA. RefSeq lists its product as uncharacterized. Gene Ontology annotation, cellular component: nucleus; chromatin; chromosome. The transcript has 4 exons. Gene Ontology annotation, biological process: regulation of DNA-templated transcription. The coding region runs from base 1 to 2922 and encodes 973 amino acids. The record is from RefSeq and is a predicted model, not a curated record. Gene Ontology annotation, molecular function: protein binding; histone H3K36 methyltransferase activity. NCBI's taxonomy places the organism in Eukaryota, Fungi, Ascomycota, Eurotiomycetes, Onygenales, Arthrodermataceae.